Molecule: messenger RNA, 2919 nt
Organism: Physella acuta
Lineage: Eukaryota; Metazoa; Mollusca; Gastropoda; Physidae
Product: polyphosphoinositide phosphatase
Biological process (GO): phosphatidylinositol dephosphorylation
Cellular component (GO): intracellular membrane-bounded organelle
Molecular function (GO): phosphatidylinositol-3,5-bisphosphate 5-phosphatase activity
Source: RefSeq, a predicted model, not a curated record
UGUAAACAUGGAGGAGGUACCACUUAUAACAUGGACUCAAAAGAUUGUCUUAUAUGAAACAAAAGCACGCUACUACAUUGUUGGAUCAAAUAAAUCUGAAACAAGAUAUCGAGUGCUGAAGAUUGACAGGACUGAGCCUCGAGACUUGGUUAUUCAUGAUGACAAGGUUGAAUACAAUCGCAGUGAAAUCCGCAGUGUUCUAUCCAUGAUUGAUGGAGGCAACAAACCCAAGAAACAGGGAUCUAAUUCUGCUGGACUAUCUAAAAACAUCUCAGCUUUUGGCAUUGCGGGUUUUGUGAGAUUCCUGGAAGGCUACUACAUGAUCCUUGUGACCAAACGUAAGAGAGUGGCUCUUAUUGGCUCCCAUUCUGUAUAUAAAGUUGAAGAUACUUCCAUGCUGUACAUUCCCAAUGAUACUGUUAGAUAUGCUCAUCCUGAUGAGAGUAGGUACGUGAAAAUGUUUCAAACAGUGGAUUUGUCAAGCAAUUUUUAUUUCAGCUACAGCUAUGACCUGACACACACGCUACAGUUCAACAUGACACCAGUACUCAGCCCAGACACAGCCGUCCCCCUGAGUCGCAGUGAAAGCAAGCCUGGCCACCAUUUUCCCAAACGCUCAUCUAUCUGGGAGAACGAUGAACCGUCCACCACAACAGCUGAUCUAAAGGAAGAUAUUUGUAUUGAUGAGGUGAAUAAUUUGACCCUGGACCACAGUGCCUUAGAUGUGCAGGAGAGGGAGACUAAAACAGAACAAGUGAUGUAUGGGAUCAAGAAUGCUCCUUGUAGGAAAUAUGUGUGGAACAAUUAUUUGCUUCGGGGAUUUGAAAACAGUGUUCAUUCAGACUGGGUCCUGUAUAUAAUACAUGGGUUCAUAGGACAAAGCAAUGUAUGUGUGUUUGGGAAAUCUAUUUACCUUACUUUGAUUGGUCGGCGGUCUAAUCAGUAUGCGGGAACAAGAUUUUUGAAGCGAGGAGCAAAUGAUGAAGGAUAUGUUGCCAAUGAGAUAGAAACGGAACAAAUUCUGCAAGAUACUUCAGUCACAUUUCUUGGGCAUGGGAAAGUCUCCUCAUUUGUCCAACAUCGAGGUUCUGUCCCUUUGUUCUGGUCACAAGACAUCUCCAAGAUGGUCAAACCUCCCAUCACAUUGGACCAGAGGGACCCAUAUUCUGGCGCCGCCGGGAUGCAUUUUAACCAGUUGCUGUGCAGAUAUGGUGCUCCAAUUAUUGUUCUUAAUCUUGUCAAGACACGUGAGAACAAGCGCCAUGAGAGCAUCCUGAGUGAAGAUUUUAUUAAAGCCAUUGACUAUCUGAACCAGUUCUUGCCUACAGAGUAUGGCAUUCAGUACAUCGGCUUUGAUAUGGCUAGAGUCAACAAAAGGAAAGAUGCCGAUGUUAUGCUCAGGCUAAAUCGUAUUGCCCGCUACUGCAUGAAACAGACAGGAUUUUUUCUAAGCGUUCAGCCUUCACAAGCUCAAUAUUUGCUCAAGGAUCCAGAGUUGAGGAGUCUGAAAGGUGUGUGGGGACCUCGAGGAAGUUUGCAGACAGGUGCAGUAAGGACAAACUGUGUGGACUGUCUGGACAGGACCAACACUGCCCAGUUUGCUUUGGGGAGAAGUGCUCUGGCUUAUCAGCUUUACGCCAUGGGAGUCCUAGAAAGCCCUCACUUGGACUUCGAUACAGACUGUGUUAAGAUGCUGGAAGAGCUGUAUGAAGAUCAUGGAGACACCCUGGCUCUCCAGUACGGGGGUAGCCAGCUGGUCCACCGCAUCAAGGGCUACCGUAAGCUGGCCAGGUGGACCUCCCACAGUCGGGACAUCAUGCAGACCCUCUCACGCUACUACAGCAACAACUUCUCUGAUGUAGAAAAGCAGCAAGCUUUCAACCUAUUCCUGGGAGUGUUCAUCCCUGUAGAAGGGAAGCCAAACCUUUGGGACUUGCCUAGUGAUUAUUACCUUCAUAACAAAGCUUCAAUGGGAAUUCCAUUCCAACGCAACCAUUACUGUCAGUGGUGGGAGUCUGGAGUGUGGACAAGCUUACCCCUCCCCCGGGACGAAGUGUCCAAACCAAAAAGUGCUCAGGCCACCAUAAUGGCCGUCCCCCAGACAGACGAACACGUGAACCUGUUUCAUGAACAUUACAGACCUACAGAGCUGACGUCUUUUGAUGAGAUGUACCAGCUUUAUCUGUCACAUGCGUGUUGGAAACAUUUACCCAAAAAUUCUUUAGACUUUAGUCCAUUUUCUGUUAGACACUCCACCGACAACACAGAGAGAGAAUCCAACCCUAACAUCUCUGGGAAAGAUUCAACAUCCUCCACAACAUCCUUUGGAUCUGAGGGGAGUUCGGAUACAACGGAUGACUCGGAUGUUGAAGGAGGGAUCCAGCUGUCUGAGUCCUCUAGUGAUCAUGGAUCUGAAGAUGAGAACAAUUUCAUUUCAUUCCAGGAUCUUUUCCCAUCCAUGAAAACAGUUUAUGACACAGAAAUUACAGAACCAAACUCUAGGGAUCAGAAAAUUUAUGAAAGGUAUGUGGAUAUAGGUAAAGGUACCAAGAGUCAUCAUGAAAGUGUCCCCACUCCACUAGUAGACAUUGAACAGCUGAUGACGCUAACUGAUGAAAAUUCUAAGCGCAGGGGAAGCAAUGACUCCACUCCAGGAAAACACAAGCAAGUUCUACCAGGGAUUGAUAUAUUCCCAAUCUCCGCCUUCAAGCUGGACAGUACGUUUUACGUGGAACCUCCCCCUGUCAGCAAACAGGCCAGGGAUUUGUACGCAGCUUAUGUACAACGUGGCAAGUUGGGGGCAGGGUCAGUCUCUGACACAGACAGACACGCCUACAUUAAAUACGUCAACAGGAAAUAUCUGUGAUAACUUUUGUUUGACAACUGUGAUUAGGUUUUAUUAAUAUAUUUUUACUGGUC